UGAGCGCUCCUCCUCUUCCCACGCUUAAAUCCCUUCUAUCCGAUAAUACCGCGGCACUCGCUCAUCUACUCACAAGUACCAGCUGCAGUCAGACAACACGCCGAAGUUCCGUGUGGUGCAGGAGCUCCGGGUCUGGGAUCCGUUUUGAUUGACUUUAACUGAAGUGAGAAGUGAGAGACACAGAGAAGCUGCUCAGGUCAUGGCGUCCUCUGACGACAGUGAAGGGUCUCUGACGCCUGUGGAUUUUAUCCAACUGCAGAAGUACAUGGAAUACAGCAGUUUGAGGGUGAAAGAUGUGAUUAAGGAGUUUCAGCCCGGAGGUCGUCACGCCCAGCACAGCUUUGGAGAGGGUGUUGAUGCUGCGGGUUUCCGUGUCUUUCUGAAGACCUACCUGGAGGGGGAGGAUUUUUCUGACGAUUUCUGCCGACGUCUUUUCCACUAUUUUCAACAUGUAGAGCAGGAAGGAAAAACAAAGAGCACGCUGCCCAAAAAUGGAAGGGUGUUUCUCCGCGAUGUCUCCUGUUACUUCUCAGUGCUGGAGGAAGGACAACCUCGAGAUAAGCUUGAGUUUACUUUCAAACUUUACGACAAAGACAUGAAUGGAGUCUUGGACAGUUCUGAAGUGGACCGUAUAAUUACCCAGAUGAUGCGAGCUGCCAAUUACCUUGGCUGGGACGUGACGGAGCUCAGACCAGUGCUGAAAGACAUGAUGACAGCCAUCGAUGCAGACAGCAACGGGACAGUCACACUGGAGGAAUGGGUGAAGGGAGGCAUGAACAAUGUGCCUCUACUGGUUCUGCUUGGACUGAAGGUGCCAGAGAAGGAUGGGCAGCACAUCUGGAGGAUGAAGGACUUUAAAAAGCCGACUUACUGCGGCGUGUGUCAGAACAUGCUGCUCGGCCUCAGAAAGCAGGGCCUCAGCUGCACCUGUUGCAAGUACACUGUGCACAGUCAGUGUGCCAACAAGAACCCUGAGCCCUGUGCCAGUACCUUUGUCAAGUCAAAGAAGAGCAUUGGUGUAAAAGCUCACGACUGGAUCAGAGCUGACUGUAAAUCUUCCAAGUGUCAGAUCUGCCAUAAGAAGAUCAAAAAUCUAGCAGGGAGGCGUUGUGUGUGGUGCGAGGAGGUGCGCCAUAAUGAGUGUCUUCUCUCUGGCUCACCAUCCUGUGACUGUGGGCCUCUGAAAGAUCAUAUUCUGCCUCCAUGGGCCAUAUAUUCUGUCUCAAAGGAGGAGGACACCAGCCUGUUAAAUGUGACUCCUGACGGCCAAGUCCUGCAGAUAGCCCCAGUUCCUAAUGCUCAUCCUUUGUUGGUGUUUGUAAACCCGAAGAGUGGAGGAAAGCAGGGUGAAAAAGUGCUCAGGAAAUUUCAGUACUUGCUGAAUCCGCGCCAAGUGUACAACCUGUCCAAUGGAGGACCUGGACCAGGGCUGCAACUCCUCCGCAACCUGCGUGAUUACAGGAUCUUGGUGUGUGGAGGAGACGGCACGGUUGGCUGGCUCCUUGAUGCUAUAGACAAAGUGGACCUGCAGGUGCCUCCCGCAGUAGCUGUCCUGCCUCUGGGUACUGGGAAUGACAUGGCUCGCUGUCUUCGCUGGGGAGGAGGCUACGAGGGCUCAGAUCUGAGAGAGAUCCUGAAGGAGAUUGAAGCCAGUAAGAUUACUCCACUGGAUCGCUGGAGCAUCCAGGUGAUACCAGACGACCCUCAGGAGGCAGGAGACCCUGUACCAUACGAGAUCAUCAACAACUACUUCUCUAUUGGAGUGGAUGCCUCUAUUGCUCAUCGUUUCCACUCCAUGAGAGAGAAACACCCCCAGAGAUUCAAUAGCAGAAUGAAGAACAAACUUCGCUAUUUUGAGUUUGCCACUUCUGAGACCAUUUCUGCCUCCUACAAAAGGCUGAAGGAGUGUCUCAUGAUUGAGUGCGGUGGGAAAGUUCUGGACUUUGGCAACACAGCUCUGGAAGGAAUAGCUGUCCUCAACAUACCCAGCAUGCACGGAGGAUCCAACCUCUGGGGCGAGUCUAAGAAGCCUGAGGGUGCGCCCGAAGUAGAGCCCAGUGAGGUUAUCACUGAUCCUGAACUUCUUAAGUUAGUCUCACAAGACAUGAGCGAUAAGCGUUUGGAGGUGGUGGGGCUGGAAGGAGCCAUAGAGAUGGGACAAAUCUACACUGGACUGAAGAGUGCUGGACACAGACUGGCCCAGACGUCUCAAAUCACCAUCAGGACAAUCAAAGCCCUGCCUAUGCAGAUUGAUGGGGAACCGUGGAUGCAGCCUCCCUGUACUAUCUACAUAACUCACAAGAACCAAGCCAACAUGCUCACGGCUGCAGCAACCAAACCAUCGUCCUUCUUUCACCACAAGUAGAGAAACCGUUUCGCUGCGUCAUCCAGUCAGCAGCGAGACAGCUGACAUGUCAUUGUUCUAUAUGAAUUAAAAUAAACUUUGUUUAUAUAGCACUGCUUUACAAGAUGGAACAUUAUGAAAACUAUUAAAACAAUUAAAAUAAGCUGAAACAAACACAAUAACGUAAAAUAAUGAUAAAACAUUGUAGUAAAUAUAAUUAUCAUGAGAAUGCCACUCGUCUUAUAAGACGAUCAAACUUAUAAAAGGACAUUUAUAAAAACAUUUUUGAAUGAUUUGAAAGUGGCUGCAUUAAAAGAGGAAGGAUGCAGGAUAAGUGUUGUAUGGGGAUGGCUACUGCUAAGCGUGUAGUUAUGUGUUUUUUAUUAUUAAUUAUUCAUGUGUUUGUGUCUGUGAUGUCAUUCUGAUCUAUUUUAAAGUAUGGACAGCUUGCAUGUAAGCAGUGAGCACAGUGACUGACUAACACUAAUGUGCAAACUUGACUCCUCAGUCUGAUUAUGUGCCAACUAAAAACAAAUGCAUCCAUCUGUUUUGUGUUUGUACAUAAAAUAAUAACAGAGUUUAUAUGGAUACAGUGAACUACAAUAUAUGGACUAGGAAUAUAAACUUGUUUCACGUUGCAAUAGCGUUGUCUUGCUUUUCUUGUGACGUUUCAUCUGUACUUCCUAAUGCAGCUUGUGAUGAGUGUUUUGA
Molecule: messenger RNA, 3055 nt
Organism: Solea solea (common sole)
Lineage: Eukaryota; Metazoa; Chordata; Actinopteri; Pleuronectiformes; Soleidae
Gene: dgkab
Product: diacylglycerol kinase, alpha b
Exons: 24
Coding region: 200-2365 (721 amino acids)
Biological process (GO): lipid phosphorylation; intracellular signal transduction; diacylglycerol metabolic process
Cellular component (GO): plasma membrane
Molecular function (GO): ATP-dependent diacylglycerol kinase activity; calcium ion binding
Source: RefSeq, a predicted model, not a curated record